Messenger RNA from Sphaeramia orbicularis (orbiculate cardinalfish), 2706 nucleotides. It is a transcript of the gene tdh2, whose product is annotated as L-threonine dehydrogenase 2. NCBI's taxonomy places the organism in Eukaryota, Metazoa, Chordata, Actinopteri, Kurtiformes, Apogonidae. The transcript is spliced from 10 exons. Gene Ontology annotation, biological process: L-threonine catabolic process. The record is from RefSeq and is a predicted model, not a curated record. Gene Ontology annotation, molecular function: L-threonine 3-dehydrogenase activity. The coding region runs from base 428 to 1573 and encodes 381 amino acids.
UCUAGUCUAUUUUUGGCACAGGUACAAAAGCAUCAGGUGUUUUACUACACAUGUUCACUCAUAAAUAUUACCAGUGGCUGCUGGCCGUAGAACUGACACACCUCCUAGUACUGUUAAGCUCAGCUAAACACUCUUCACAAUACAAAUCCCUACGUACAGCAAGUCAGCAUGUUUGCACACAUGGAGCUUUGCAAGCUGGAGACUGUAGUUCUGCUUAGUCAAGAGCCACAAACCCUGGUGACUACACAAGGUGGAGAAGAUCAACAUUAUCAUUGUCCAGCAUGACUGUCUACAUCUGCUUAUUUAUCCAGUGGUUACUGGACGAAAUGACACAGUGACCAAUCGGAUGUAGCAUCUAUUGGUGUUGGACCAAGAAUCGUCUGUCUGGGAUUUUUAAUUUUGUCAGCACACAGGACUGUGACUAGACAUGCAACCAGGAGUGCGAGCCUGUGUGCCCACCUUACUGGGCCAGACCACACUCAGCCUGAUUUGGCGAGGUUGUCUCAGUAAUGUGCAGAAUAUGCCUGUUCGAAGCUUCAGCUGUUUGCCCAGGAAGAUGAGCAGGUGGAACAGCAGGGACACCUGCAGCCCCCUUCCUCCUCAAGAAAACCCCCGCGUCCUCAUCACAGGUGGACUUGGGCAAUUAGGUGUGGGACUCGCAGACAUGCUGAGGAAACAGUAUGGAACAGAGAAUGUGAUUCUGUCAGACAUUAAGAAGCCUCCACCAAAUGUUUAUAGCAGCGGCCCAUUUGUAUAUGCUGAUGUGUUGGACUACAAACACCUCAGAGAACUGAUUAUAAACAAUCGUAUCACUUGGCUGGUCCACUACAGUGCUCUACUUAGCGCAGUGGGAGAAGCUAAUGUGGCUUUGGCACGCAAGAUCAACAUUACAGGCCUUCAUAACGUGCUGGACUUGGCGCUGGAGCACUGCCUUCGUCUCUUUGUACCCAGCACCAUUGGAGCAUUUGGUCCCUCCUCUCCUCGUGACCCUGCCCCUGACCUCUGCGUCCAAAGACCUCGAACCAUCUACGGAGUAUCCAAAGUGCACGGAGAACUGAUGGGAGAGUACCUCCAUCAUAAAUAUGGUCUGGACUUCCGCUGUCUACGUUACCCAGGUGUGAUAUCAGUCAACACACCACCUGGAGGAGGAACAACAGACUAUGCAGUUCAAAUAUUCCAUGAUGCUCUCAGCACUGGUCACCAUGUGUGCUACCUACGUCCUGAUACCCGCCUUCCCAUGAUGCACAUCUCAGACUGCCACCGUGCCACUAUAGAGUUCAUGCAGUCCCCUGAAUGCCAACUGUCCUUACGUACAUACAACAUUGCAGCUAUGAGUUUCACUCCUGAAGAGGUAGCCCAGGAAAUCCGCAAGCAUCUGCCUCACCUCAAGGUCACCUACAAUCCAGAUUCUGUUCGCCAGACCAUUGCAGACAGCUGGCCAAUACGAUUUGAUGACUCCAAUGCCAGAAGAGACUGGGGAUGGGCACCAGCUUUUGGGCUGGAAGAGCUGGUGGCAGAUAUGCUGCGCUCUGUUCGAGAAAAGAGGACCGAUGAGGGUUUACCAGUCAGAUAGCAAAACCAUUUUCACAAAGACUGACCAGUGCCCUGCCCCUUUUCAGAUGGCAUUUACAAAGAAUAUACUUUCUUCACAAGUUGUCAACAAGUAUCUUCUGUUACCUUGGAAUAUUACAAUAAGCGCGAGACUUAUACUCAGCUUGGACAUCUCCGUUAUCAGUCAAACACAUGUACAUUGAUAUGUCAGUCUCACACAUAUUCUGUCACACACAUACAUUUCAGGCUUUCUUUUUUAGGGAAUCAUAUACUGUAAAACCUUCUAUACAUUUGUUGUUUGUAAUUGUUUUAAUGGUAUAAACAUAAUUUUACAGAUGGAUAUGUUGCUUCAGAUGGAACAGCAUACUAUUUUUAUCUAAGCCUCAGAUUUUCAAAUGUUAUGUUAAUUGCAUGGAUGGAACAGCAGUCUGUUACAGUGUCUAUUACAGUGUCUUAUAAAAUAUGAACCAAUUGCACAUUUAGAGGGUAUUCACCUGUUGUACUCUUUGAUUACAGAAUCACCAGGAAUGGCUGGCUUAGAUUUCUCCAGACUAUAAACAUCAUGUAUUCUGAUGGAAUUUUAUAGUAUGAUCAAUCAUAGAAUUAUAUAUCUACUUAAUAUAAUUUCACUACCCAAAAUCACUGUAUACAACUUUAUUUCCCUUGUUGUAGCAUCUAACAUCUUACCUUAUUUUAGCGGUGUGAUUUUGAUCAAGAAUGAAAGAAUAACAAAAAAUAACAAAAAAACAAAAAACAAAGCCUUAUUAACAUUUACAUAUUAUUUUUAAACAAUGUAUAAAAAUGCAGUGAACUUUGAAUUUAACCUUGAUACAUAAAUUUUUAUUUACUAGUAAAGCAGCUAUUGUAUAUCGUAGAACUCAACUUGCUCUGCAUGAACAAUGUGGGGUAAUUUGUGGACCAUGAGGAUGUUAAUCAUGAUGGUAAUAGUAAUAAGGUUACUUAUGGUGAAAAGAAAUGAAUUUAAUAUCAUUUUAUGGCACUUUUGGUUUUACAAUUUAUGCCUUCCACUCCUGAGAAGAAAAAAAAUUCUGCACUCAUUACUUUUGCUAUUUGUUACUUUGCAGAACCUGAUUGUAUGUGAUUCAACAUCCCAGCAUGUUUUGCAUUGGUAAAAUAAACUAAUGAACAGCAUAA